Messenger RNA from Paramecium tetraurelia, 8457 nucleotides. RefSeq lists its product as uncharacterized. The transcript is spliced from 23 exons. Lineage: Eukaryota; Ciliophora; Oligohymenophorea; Peniculida; Parameciidae. The record is from RefSeq and is a predicted model, not a curated record.
AUGCUUGGUGUGUCUCUACCCUUAUGUCUUAAUAAAAAACUAAUGCUUGGGGGAGAAGAAUUGUAAUAACUAAGAACUGGUACUAAAUGUUUGGAAUGUCUGUUUGGUUAUUUUUGGGAUACCAUGUUUAAUUAAUGCUCAAGUAAUAGAUUGAAUGAUAAACCAAGAAAGAACUGUCCAAUAUGCAAUGAAUCGGGAUGCUUAUAUUGUCGUCCUGGAUAUGUUUUGGUGAAUUCUGCAUGUGUAGUUUUGACUUGUGUUAAAAAGCACUGCUUAUAUUGUUAAUUAGAUGACCCAAACAUUUGUACUGUCUGCAAUGAUGGGAUGGGGAAAUAUCUAACAAGUGCAGGUGAAUGUGAAUGCAACAUUAAAGGAAGCUAAGGGGAUUAUUAUGGAACCUGUAAAAGUUGUACUACAUUGUAUUGUUAACUUUGCGAUCCUACUCCGUUUUCUUGUACUCAUUGCGAUAGCUUUUAUGGAAGAGAAUUGGUAGGGACUUCUUGCGUUUGUCAAACCUUGUUCUUUGAGUUUUUUGACAAAACUAGAACGGAUGGCAGACCGUUAGUAUGCAAAAGAUGCCAUAAAACAUGUUAUGCAUGCAAGGGAACCACUAUGAGUGAUUGUGUAGAUUGUGGAGAUCCGAAUAUCUAUCAUCGUUAUUUAACAGUUAAAGGAGAAUGUGCUUGUAUUGAGGGGUAUGGAAAUGUAUUAUCAUUCUCUACUUAAGAAAACAAAUUAGUUCCAGAUCUUACAUGCGCUAGUUUAGAAUGUCAUAAAAAAUGCGCUGAGUGUAUUCAAUCUCGACCUGGUACUUCGCUGGAAUAUUGUAUAAAAUGUAUUGAUGGAUAAAACAGAGAAAUAUCAGAUGAUUUAGAUUGCGUAUGUCAAGAGAAUUAUAGUGAUGAUGGAAUCUAUGAAAUUUGCUAUAAGUGUUAUUAUGCAUGUGCAUCUUGCUAUGGAGUGUUGUCUAAAAGUUGUGUCAAGUGUUCAGACAGUUCACAUAGGUAUUUGUCAUAAAAGAAAGAAUGUUUAUGUUAAGAUCAGUAUUAUGACGACAAUGUGAAUAUGGAAUGCUAAUAAUGUCAUUAUUCAUGUUAAAAUUGUCUGUUUGACUCUGGGAUUGACAAAUGCACUCAGUGUCCUUCAUCAAGGAUUUCAAUUGUUGCUGGAUCUACUUUCAUUUGCACUUGUUAGGAAAUUGGCUACUAUGACUUGGAUGGAACUAUGGAAUGCCAACCUUGCCAUUAUUCAUGUCUAUCUUGUGAUGGACCAGAAUUGUAUAAUUGUCUAAGUUGCGAUACGACUUAUCGUGAAUUUGACUCAGUUUAAUGUAAUUGUCCUAUUGCUUCCUAUGAUAUCGGUAAUCUCUUAUGCUAAGGAUGUCAUUACAGUUGUAAAUCUUGUGACAACGUCAAUUUAGAUAAUUGUAUAGAAUGUUCAGAAGAAGUAUAAUACAGAGUUCAGAUUGGAAACACUUGUACUUGUAUGGAAGGUUAUUAUGAUAUAACUGGAGAACCAAUUUGUGGAAAGUGCUCUUAUAAAUGCUAACUCUGCAAGGAUACUAGCUAUUAUUGUUUAAGUUGUCCUCCUAAUUCAGGUCGACAAUUAGGAUCUGACAAUUCAUGUUCAUGCACUGAAGAGUUCUAUGAUGAAAUUUAAAUUCCUAUAUGCAAAAUGUGCCAUUUUAAAUGUUAAUCUUGCACUGAUGCCACUGAAUAAUCAUGUAACUCUUGUAAUAAAAAUAAAUUCAGAAAGUUAAUAAAUAAUGAAUGUGUUUGCAUGUAAGGCUAUUUCGAGUAGGAAGUAUAAGAGUGUUAAAAAUGCAGUUCAUAUUGUUAAGAGUGUGUAGAUUAAUAUGAUAAUUGUACAGCUUGUUCGAAAGAUAGAUAUCUCAACGGCAAUAAAUGUCUUUGUAAGACAAAAGUUCAGGGAUAUCAGAUAAGCACCUAUGAAUUGAAGGGAGUCCUAUAAUGCUAAAAUUGCCAUUAUACAUGCUUAACAUGUUAGAAGAGUUCUGCACCAAAUCAAUGUAUAACAUGUCUUGAUAGUGAAAACAGAGUAUAAAUUGGAUCUACGUGUAUUUGCAAAGAUGGAUAUUUUGAAGUCGGUAGGGCAGUGUGUUAAAAAUGCAGUAUAUAAUGUAAAUUGUGCAUUUCAAAGGAUGACACAUGUUUGGAAUGUUUGGAGAAUAGUCUGAGAGUGUUAAACUAGAUGUUAAAGAAGUGUGUUUGUCCUGAUGGAUAUUAUGAUGAUGGAUAAAACAGUUUAUGCUAAUAAUGCCAUUAUUCUUGUUAUACAUGUUCUAAAAUGAGCACAUUAUGUAGUGAAUGUAAAGCAUCAUCACAUCGACAACUUAACGACUUGAUCUUAACUUGUCCUUGCAAUCAGGGAUACUUUGAUUCAGGUGUUUAAGAAUGUCAAAAGUGUCAUUAUUCUUGUCUCAGUUGUAAUUCAUUCUAGAAUUGCUUGAGUUGCAUAAACUAGUCGGUUUCAAAUAGAGUACUAUAUUUAAAUUCGUGUAUUUGCUUACCUGGAUAUUAUGAUGAUGGAUUUUCAGCAAAUUGUAAAAAAUGCGAUUACUAGUGUUUAACUUGUAUAUCAUAAUCUUAUUAAUGCACUUCCUGUCCAUAAACCAGAAAUUUACAAUAAAAUUGUGACUGUUUAAAUGGUUAUUAUGAAGUUGGGUAUGCUUAAUGUUCAAAAUGUGAUGCCAAUUGUUUCAGAUGUUCUAAAUCUCCAACUUAAUGUAUAGAAUGUAAUGGUUAAUAAAAUCGGAUGUUAAAUAAGUAAAUGAGUAAUUGUGUAUGCAAAUUUGGAUAUUUUGAAUUGAAUGGAGUUUGUUAAUAAUGCAAUUUGACUUGUUAUACUUGUAUUGAUCAAUAGGAUAAUUGUACAUCCUGUCCUAUGGAUAGAAUAUAAAUUGGAUCAGUUUGUAAAUGCAAUGAUGGUUUUUAUGAGGAUUAUAAUGAUAAACAAUGCUAUCUUUGUCAUUCCUCAUGUUUGACUUGUAUCUACACAGCAACACAAUGUCUAUCUUGUAUAAGUGGAGACUUCAGAAUUUUAAAAUGGGGAUCUAAAUGUGAAUGUAUAGAUGGCUAUUAUGAAAAUCUAACCAAUCAAAAUUGUAUGCCAUGCAAUCAGACUUGUUUAACAUGCAAAUAUAAUGCUAAUCAUUGUACAUCCUGUGAUACCAGUCUUCAUUAUGAUAUUCAAUCUAAUUAAUGUGUGUGUAUGUCUAAAUACUAUUAUGAUGUUACUACCAAAUCGUGUUAAUAGUGUCAUUUUAGUUGUUUACAAUGUCAGAGUCAAUAUGAAUGUACUACAUGUAAUACACUUACUCGAGAAUUUGACAAUAUUUCGUUGAAAUGCAUAUGCAGGAAUGGAUACUUUGAAACAAAUACUGAGCUUUGUCAAUAAUGCCAUUAUUCAUGCUCCACUUGUCUGAGUUCUUCAACCAACUGCCAAACUUGUAGUCAAUCCUACUUUCGACUACUUAAUAAUAAUUAAUGCUAAUGUCUUUAAGGUUACUACGAUGUUGGUGUGUCAAUGUGUUAGAAAUGCUCUGAAGUAUGCAAAACCUGUUAGAGUUCUUCCACUAAAUGCACAUCAUGCUAUGACUCAGAAUAACAUAGAAUUUAAUAAGGAGACUAAUGUACUUGUUAAAGUGGAUAUUUCAAUUCUGGAUCUGUAAUUUGUUAAAAAUGCUCAAACUCUUGUAAGACUUGUGAUAUUCAAUCUCAUUUUUGUACAAGUUGUGAUUUAAAUUAAAAGAGAAUAGACAAAUCAAUUUAGAAGAAGUGUCCUUGCAUCACAGGAUUCUUUGAAGACUAAAAUCAGAAUUGUCAAAAAUGCCACAUAAAAUGUUAUGAUUGCAUCAAUUCCAGUGAAACUUGUAUCAGCUGUAAUUAUCAAGUCAACUCACAUCGUCAUUCUUUAUCAUAUCAAUGUAAUUGUAAAGAUGGGUAUUAUGAUGAUGGAACAUAAAUUUAAUGUUAGAAAUGCAGUUAUCAAUGUAAAAUGUGCUUAAAUGCCUCUACUAAUUGCUCAACUUGCAGUAACAGUUUCAGAUCAAAUCCUCCUCUUUGUAAUUGCAUCGAUGGAUAUUUUGAAGAUUAAUAAUAAACAUGCUAACCUUGUGAAUAUUAAUGUGGUACUUGUAUUACUAACCCAGCUUAUUGUUUAUCUUGUAAACCAGAUAGAAUUGGACCUACUUGUGAAUGUUCUGAUGGUUAUUUUGAAGCAGGUUUGAAUAAUUGUGUGUAAUGUGGAUUCUAAUGUUUGACUUGUGCUCAAGAUUCAAAUAACUGCACCUCAUGUAAGGGUAACAGAAUUUCAGUACCAAUAUGCAAAUGCCCUAAUGGAUUCUUUGAUGACUUUGUUAAUGAGAGUUGUCUACAAUGUCAUUACACAUGUGAUACCUGUGAUGCAAAUAGAUGUAUUACUUGCAAUGGAAACAGAAUCUUAUCUUAAGAAAUGACUUGUGAUUCUCCGCCAGGCUCUGUCUGCUAUUAAGAUACUCCAUGGUGCUCUAGUUGCGUUGUAGCAGUGUUAAAUAUUUAUUUCUCAGAUGAACUCGAUCGUCUAAUAAUAGUAUUUGAUUUUCCUUUGGAUGAUAAACUAUUCCAAUCCUACUCUUUAUCAAAUAAAUGCUUCUAAAUAUUUGAGAUGACUUCAAUCGAUAAACUAGGAAGGAAUCCACUUUGUUCAGUAAGUCCAACUGACAACCACAAAUUACUCAUUUAAUUAGGAGAUUAUCCUAAUAUAAAUGUAGGUGAUUAAUUGCUUUUCAAUAAUAAGUCUCUUUCUCAUCUAUCUUGUGAAUAACCGUUAUCAGUUUUUGUUCACAAUCAAGUUAAACCUCCAAUAAUAUUGCUAUAACCUUUAUUAGAAUUUGAUGUACCUGAUUAUUUAAUCAAUCCUUGUGUGGAAACAUAGAUCUAUUAAAUGAAUCGCAUGUAUGAUGGAAAAAGAGCUCUGAUAAAUCCUUAUUGGUAUUAUACAUCUUCAAGUCGAACUAAUAAACAAUUAGAUGACUUCAUUGAAAAUCAAAAUACCCUAAAGGAUUUCAAUUUAAUAAUACCUGCAGCUACUCUACCGAUCAAUUCCAAUAUCACCUUCUUUGUUCAAUUCUCAAACUUUUUGUCUACCUCUUAAGUAUAGCAUUUUAUGAUUUCAACUCAUGAUGGAGAUUCACCAACCAUUUUCUUAAAUAUAAAGAGGAGAUAUUUCACAUUCCAAUAAAUUCUACUUAAUUUUAAUAUCGAGACCAUUUAAUGUUACAAAAAGGUCAUCUUGACAUCUCAACUUUAUACUUAUGCAGUUUAAUUAUUUCAAAUAGAAAAGACUCCAAAAGAAGCAUCAGAAUCAAAUAUUAAUUAUGAUAUUACCUCCUCCUAAAAGGAUCAUUCUAUUGCAAUACAAGAAUAUAAAUUAUCCCCAAACUCUAAUUAUACUUUUUAAAUAAAUGUGACCAAUAAAAUUUCAGGUCAUAAUUAAUUGUAGACUUUUAAAAUCCAAAUUAUUUCAGCAGGUAUUUUGUGCCAGUUUGAUGGCAUCUUAAAUGUGUAAUCAUUUGCAAAGGAUAUGAAUUUACUUAUACAAUGCAAAGAUUUAGAUACACAAUUCAAUUGGAAUGCUGAUCCAGAUAUGUUUACAGAAAUAGAAUGUUUUGAAUUAACGAGAAAUCAAAAAUGUAUUGACAUCCAUAAGAAUAUCAUACUUGUAAAUAAAACAGAGAAAUUAUAACACAUAAAGAAAUUUAGUGUUGAACCACUCACAAUUCAGGAAUGGUCUCUUAAAGUUACUAAGAAAGCAGCUGAAUAUCAUUUUAGAGAGGUAAUUGUGUUCUUAGAGAAUGAAUUUAAAGUUCAGAAGAUAAAUUUUAAUAGUGGCUAUCUAAUGAGGGAUAUCAAUAAUUUCGAAUUACUGAAUUUCACCUUUGCUUUUACUGAAGAUUAAUAAUUAAGUUUGAUAGACUAUUCAGUUGGAAUUGUCUAUGACUAUUAGAUUCUAAAUAUAAUUUCACCAACUUUCACCACAUUUCAAUUUAGACUUUUUGAUUAUAUCACUCAAAUGAAUAGAGGCAAUUAAAUUAAUUUACGAUUUAAUGCAUAAUUUACUGACAAUAUUAUGCCUAAUCUCUACAAUCUAAAUCUAAAUCUCAAUUAGCCUGUUCCAUGUUAACAAUUAUAAAUUAACUAAAUGGACCUGCAAAAUAAUCUGAACUACUAUUCAAUUGCUGCUAUAUGUGACUAUUCAAACAACUUCCCAUACUCCUAUUAGUUAAAGUAUUUCUACAGGGAAUCUGAUUAUUAUCAAUACUUGAAGUUUUAAUCUGAUUACUCCAUUACAUUUUAAUAGUAUUAAACUUCCAAUAAAUUUGAAUUAUCACUACCAUCCUCAAUGAACUCAUCGAAUAUCAAUAUUUUGGUCUAAGUUAUUCAUUUAGGCGGAUCAAUUACUAACAUUUAUUAAAAGUUUAACAUUUAAAAGAGUAAAUUGAAUUGUACUCUUAAUUUUAAUUAAUCAUUAAGUCUGUAAAUCAAAAUUAGUUUACUAUUCGAAACCUAUAAUAAUGAAUGUUCAAAUCUAUCAAUUACUGUAUUAGAUAACUUAAAAUAGAUAUUAUUUACAGCCAAAAACCAAGAUAAAUAACUCAUAUUAUCCUCAAUUAAAUUAUUUAAAUUAAUCUAAACUUCAAAUUAAAUGGAUAAAGGAUAAAUUAGAUUAUUUGAAGAAAAACUACAAGAAGGAACUGACAAAUGUUUUGAUAAUCUUAAAAAACAUUUUAUUGUUUAUGGAAUACCAUAACAGUAAAAUGAAAGCUAAAUUAAAUUAAAAAAUAAAAUUACCAACAAUGUAGUUUUAAUCAAAAGUCUAAUAUCUUCUUCAUUACUUAAUCUCUAAUCUAUUGUUCUAAAAUUAAAUACUAAUUAAUUGUUCUGGGAUCAAUAAUUAGAAUAAAACAAAGAAUUUUCAAUAGACUCUUUAAAAUCCUCUUUAAUUUUAAUUGAUGACAUCUUUUAAGAUAUUUAAUAAAUCAAUUAAUCUGAUGAAAUGAUGUUAAACCAAAGCAUGUUUUUGCUUGAUUAAAUCAAUACAAUAGUAUCAAUCAUCUAAGAAAAAGCGAUAGUUGAUGGCAUAUAUUAAGAUUUUGAAGGAGCUUCAUUUAAUCUUUCAUUAAAAAGAAUUAGCAAAAAACAUUUAAAUUAGUUACUUAAUAUAGACACCAAUGCAUUUGAUUUUUUAGUUUCAUUCUGCUAGCUAGAAUAAUUGAGUUUAGCAUUUAAUCCAUAUCUAUUUUCCUCCAAUUUUUCAUUUAAUUCAUUAGAUCAUUCAAAUGAUUCCGAAAUUUAGAUUGCUGAUCAACCAUUGAAACGGGUCUCUUUAAAGAACUAUUUCAAAAAAAAACCCUUCAUAUUAAUCGAUUAACUAUAAAAUUACAUUAUUAGUUUUAAUAAUUACACAAUUUGUAAAAGUGAUUACAAUAUUAUCCAAGAAUUUGAUCUGAUUUGUAUCGUCAAAACAACCAACUAAGAAAUUAAAAAAUGCACUCUCAUAUAACAAUUUGAUGAAUCCUUAAAUUAGACUUUAGUAGCCUGUCAAUGCAAUUAUUCAGGAGAAGUUUUCUUAUUAAAAUCAAUCAUAAAGGAUAAUACUAUAGAAUAUAUUGAUAUACCAACAAUUAACUAAAAAUCAUAGAUUUAAAUUGGUUUUAUUAUAGGUGACCCUCUAUUCAUUAUUAUUAAUAUCUAUUGUUUUAUUACUUUAAUCGCCUAUUCUUAUUACAUUUAUUAGGAACUAAAAAUUCAGAAAUAAGGCAGAAUAAAACAGUAAUGCGAAAUCAGCUCCUUUAGAUAAUCUAUACAUCUAUAUCCUGGAAAUUUAUAGAUUUUUAAGAAGGAAUUGAAGUACUUGCAUCAAAUAACAGCACUUUAUUAUCAUGAAAUUAAUCAUACUAAAUUAAGUAAAGGUAUACUAAGCACAUUUUCUUUAAUCAGCUUUGCAUUCUUGCUAUUUUUGCUUGAAUUUUCAAAUUUAGAAAUUCAAAAGAUUUGGAUAUAUGUAAUUUUUAUGUUUAUAAAUUGCGUUCUUUUUGAAAUGGCUAGAGGAAUCUUGAAGAUAUUGAGGGUAUUGUCUCGAUUUGGUAAAAUAAUAACUAUCAUGUGUGCAAUAGUUUAAGUAGUAUUGCUCUUCUCUCCUUCAAUAGAAUACAUGGUUGGUUUUAGUUAGCAAGUAGAAUGGGAUAUAGUGACUUUGAUCGUUGUCUUCUUAAGUUGUUUGAUAGUAAUCUUUGUUAUAUUAGAGCCAAUACUUGUUUUUAUACGAAUAUUUUUGUAUAAUUUGAUACUGCCAAGUAUAAAAUCCAAUUAACUGAAUCCUAUGCACCACUUGUUAUACUUCUUUAUAUUCCAUGAAAACUUAGAAAGCGAAUUAUCUUAAUAUAAAUUGAUUUGA